AUGCAAGAAAUCCAUUCAGCAGAAACAAUGGUGGGUAUGCUAGGAAAUCUUUUUGGACUUGGCCACAUUCAAUUUAUGCAAUCCCAUUAUUUUGGAAAAGCCCAUGGCACUACGUACGAAAAGCACCCUGACUGGCAAAAAUACACUGUGAACAAGACGAUAAUUGGUUCUCUCGCUGGUGAUCAAUUACCAUCCAGCCUCAAGUCAACUGCCACCCAGAAUCUUGUCACGAUGACUCUUGGGCCACACUUUACGAAUUUACGAAUUCUUUUACGUUUACACCUGGCUCCAAAGCGCGAAGCAAGAUAUUCUGAUCAUGAACAUAAAGUGUCCAAUAACGAAGAAGCUCAGAAGGUGAACAAGCAUUCAGUCUUGGUCAAAACGGUCAAUCACGGCAAUGAACGAAUGAAUUAUUUCUCACAGAUCCUAUCCAAUACUCUAGCAAAGAAAGAAGAUAUAAACGAUACUACCAUAUCCAAUGAAUCCAAAGCAACACGGGUUGAUCUUCUGCACCAGCGAUUUUCAAGCUCGAUUUCUCAGCAAUCUCAGAUGGUUGCCAAUAGUGGAGACGUCCUCCAUGAAAGACCUUUGGAUAUUGGAAAAAUAAUACAGCAUGGAUAUCAAAUGGUGAAAUUUCAAGGUUUGCCGACUCUAAUCGAGAAGCUCAAGCAUCCCCUUCCUUCAUCGAUAUCGUCAUCAACACCUGUACCAUCUUCCUCAUCAGGUACCUACAAUCUAGGAUCGUCAUCCCUCAACGAAGUGACUAUUGCUAAUCAAUACCCUGUACGAUCCUCCAUGGACACGCCACUAAUAUCAAAAACAUGUAUGUGGACGAGAAAAAGGAUCAAGACAAGGUGUUUUUGA
Messenger RNA from Halteromyces radiatus, 864 nucleotides. RefSeq lists its product as uncharacterized. The coding region runs from base 1 to 864 and encodes 287 amino acids. The record is from RefSeq and is a predicted model, not a curated record. The transcript has 7 exons. Lineage: Eukaryota; Fungi; Mucoromycota; Mucoromycetes; Mucorales; Cunninghamellaceae.